Salvelinus namaycush (lake trout) is the source of this 1295-nucleotide messenger RNA. RefSeq names its product TSR2 ribosome maturation factor (gene tsr2). NCBI's taxonomy places the organism in Eukaryota, Metazoa, Chordata, Actinopteri, Salmoniformes, Salmonidae. The record is from RefSeq and is a predicted model, not a curated record. Gene Ontology annotation, cellular component: nucleus. Gene Ontology annotation, biological process: maturation of SSU-rRNA from tricistronic rRNA transcript (SSU-rRNA, 5.8S rRNA, LSU-rRNA). The transcript has 5 exons. Bases 7 to 546 code for a protein of 179 amino acids.
UUCAAAAUGGAAGCGCAGAAGACUGCACGUGAACUUUUCACUGAAGCAGUGAGAGCAGUCCUAGAAACUUGGCCUGUUUUACAGAUCGCAGUUGAUAAUGGCUUUGGAGGCGUGUACGGCCAACAGAAGGCAGAUUGGAUGGUGGAUGUGGUCCAACAAUAUUUUCAUGACAACGCAAACCUGCAGCCAGAUGAAGUGGAGGACUACAUAGCAGACCUUAUGAACAAUGAGUUUGAUACAGUGGUGGAUGAUGGCAGUUUACCUCAGGUGGCACAGAAGGUUAGCCAGAUCUUUACACAGUGUCAACAAGGAAAGCUUGCAGAGGUCAAAGAUCAGAUAGUCAAACUUAACAAGAGUGCAGAACGAGCCAAGGUCACACCUCAACCAAACGCUGCUGAAGACUGUAAUGGAGAUGAAACAGAGUUCAUGGAGUGUGAAGCAGCAGCGUCAAUAACCCCCCCGCGUAGUGCGGCACCCAAACAGACAGAUCAACCCCAGUCUCAAGAGGAAAACGAUGGUUGGACGACAGUGGUGCGCAAGAAGUGACACUACUGAGUGAAUUGGGAUUUUACUGCCGCCUAACACUUGCUGUUUUGUACGUGUCUCGCCGAUGGUUCUGUCAUAUUGGGAGGAUGGACAUAUGUUCUGAUGAAAACCUGGACACAACCUAUACCUCGAGUUCAUUAGCUCACAUUUAUGCAGGUGUCAAGAGGUCACUUAUCAGGGCAUCUUCUGAGGAACUGUCACUGUUUACAGGAAUUUCAGUGUUUUUGGUACAUGGAAAUCCAGUUCAGUAGCGAUUAAAUAACCAUCUAUAGUGUGUGUGAAUAUAUAUAUACACACACACCACUCACCUACAAUGCAGAUUAAGGCAGCCCCCCGCACCUCUAAGGGGUUGGGUUAAAUGCGGAAGACAUUUCGGUUGAACAACUGACUAGGUAUCCCUCUUUCCAAUAGUAUGUAUUACUGAGUAAGGGAUAGAAAAUGUUCCAUUUUCAUAUCAAAUUGAUAGAAGUCUAUUUAUAGUAGUAAAAGUUGUCAGCAGUGUUAAAUAUAAAACUUGAAAACAGCCAACUUAAGAAUGGUGAAUUUAUUUAAUUCACCAUCUCUUGGCCACAUGACAGUGGCAUACAGUACUCUAAAACUGCCUGAAUCUGGUUUCCAAAAAAUAUUUAUUCUGAAGAAUACAGGUUGUAAGAUAUCUGGUCUUUCUUUCAUGUUUAAACACAUUUUAUGUUCACAAAAUAAGCAUUCCACAUACAGUUUGGCGACAUGUAUAAAAAAAGUGAAGGAUU